This is a messenger RNA of Caenorhabditis angaria, 6241 nucleotides long. NCBI's taxonomy places the organism in Eukaryota, Metazoa, Nematoda, Chromadorea, Rhabditida, Rhabditidae. The record is from the annotation of a GenBank genome assembly.
AUGCGCAGGAAAAAAUCGUCGUAUCUAAUUUUCAUAGCAGUUUUUCUAGUAUUUUUCUACUUUUUUGGGAGUAUUCAAGAUUUCGAACUUGAAGAUCAGGUAUAUAUUUUCAGAAUCAUAAGAAUCAAGAAAAAUCUUCAGGAAAACAACUAUGAGGACAAUUUCGAUCCGAUUGAGGAUGAGAUUUUUGUCAAAAAUUAUUUGGAAUUAAUGCAGAAAAACAGGGCUCCAGCUAGGCCGGUGAUAGAAAAAGAGCAAAAAAUAAUCGAGAAUCGUUGGUGUUUCUUAGCGGCUCCUAAAAUUAUGAAAAAUCCCCGAGAAAAUUGGCUGAAAGUGGCGGGAAUCGAAAUUUUCAGCGCUUAUUAUGAUGAUCGACCAAAUUCGUUAUUUCCAGAUAAUUCAGCAAUUCAGGUAAGAGGGACUAGAAAACCAAAAAGAGAAAAAAACUCGGUCAUGGCCUAGAAAUCUAGAGAUCUAGCCUAUAAAAUUGAGUUAUGGACUAGAAACCCCUCAAAAAAUCCUCUUCCAGGUUCUUGUCAUGAGCAAUCACACAAUCGAAUCAAAAAUCGAUAUCUACUGCAAUAUUUUCGUCAAAAAUUCCCGUUUUCAAAAAUACACAGUAGUCCAGGGUUAUAUUCGUGAAAUUUGGCAACGUGGAUGGGAUCCACGUGGCAAUUUUCAAGUACCAAGUUUGAUAUCAUGUCCGAUUCCGGAAAAAUUGGAUUUUUUCAAAAAUUCGGAAAGUGACGUGGAAUAUAGUGUAUCUUUGACUAGAUCUAAUUGUAAAAGUCAGAAGAUUGCGAUGAAAGUUGUGGGAAAAUCGAGAAAAAUUGGAGAGAAAAAGAAAGAUGUGGCAAUUUGUUUGAAAGGUUUGGAUUAUCAGGUGAGCAAGAUUUUUUUUUAUGUGGAACUUAAUAAAAUUCCACGUCAUAGUUAAACUCUUUAGAAUAAAACUAACAUCAAAUAAUUCAAAGUAUCAAAGAUUCUUAUUGUUUGAGCAAGUUAGAGACGAAACAAAACUAAAAAAUGUUUGCAUUCCACUUUUUUAUGAUAAUUUUUCUACUUCGGCUGAUGAAUUUGAAACAAUUUCCUGGAAUCUCCUAAUUUAAGAGCCAGAUAGUCAAACUAGGUCUACUGGGGGGAAUUAUUUCAUUAAAAAUACCAAAAAUUAAUCUCUGAUCUAGAAUUUUUCAAGUCUCACACGGAUAGGAAAAUUAUGAUUUUUUUGGAAAAAUGAACUUGACUCAAGAGAACUUUCGAAAUUAAUUCACGACAGCUAUCACAGGACUAAAAAAAGAGAAGAUUCUAUGAUAAAACGAUAACGACAAUAUCUGGGAACGUUUUUUAGAAUCAGAAAUCUUGUCUACAUUCACUGCUCAAAAAACCUCUACGAAUAAAACUUGUACGAGUAAUUAUCUGAGCCUCUGUACAGUAUUCGGGUUGACUACUAACGGACUAAUAAAAACGGAUUAUGAUAGGUAUCAGGCUUGUGCGGUAAGGGAAAAUGCAUUUUCCGAUUUUCCGACUUUUGGGAACAUUUCGGAAAAAAAACGAGUCGUAAAAUGAACAUUUCGGAACACUUUUGAAAGUGAAAAAUAAACGAAUUUCAGGAUUUUUUGCUAAUUUUAUCACAAAAUAAUUUUGGUAUUUCUGAAAAACAUUAAAAAAAAUUAUUUUGUAACAAAAGUACCAAAAAAUAUCGUGAAAACUGCUAACAAGGGAAGUGCAUAAGGUCAGGUGUUGAACUUUUGAUGAAACAUAUCGAAAUAUACCAAAUCGACCAUGCUGAUCACGAUUCCGAAGUCAAAAAUUGCCACAAAUGCCUGUGAGCACUUUUCUGGAACUCCAAAGUUGAAAUCGAGUUGUGGUUUUCGCCCAUUUUCACCUUGUUCCUGCAUGAAAAAUCAACUUUCAUAUCUCAAAUAAGAUUGUUCACCAUAUUCGAAAACCUACCAGAUUUUUAGUUUAUCGGAAAAUAUCAAAAACGAGCUGAAAACUGCAGUUUCCAAAAAUGCCCGAAAAACUUCAAAAAACGUGUGCAUUUACGUGUAUUUGUGUGUAUUUUCAUGACUUUUUUGAAAAUUGCAGUUUUCAGCUCGUUUUUGAUAUUUUCCGAUAAACUAAAAAUCUGGUAGGUUUUCGAAUAUGGUGAACAAUCUUAUUUGAAAUAUGAAAGUUGAUUUUUCAUGCAGGAACAAGGUGAAAAUGAGCAAAAACCAAAACUCGAUUCAAACUUUGGAGCUCCAGAAAAGUGCUCACAGGCAUUUGUGGCAAUUUUUGACUUCGGAAUCGUGAUCAGCAUGGUCGAUUUGGUAUAUUUCGAUAUGUUUCAUCAAAAGUUCAACACCUGACCUUAUGCACUUCCCUUGUAAGUUAAGAAAAUGCUCCAAAAAUUAAAAAAACUAACAAAUAAGUCUAUCAAUUCUUCAAGUUUUCCGAAUGUCGGAAAAUUUUUUUCCGGAAAUAAAAUUAGGAAGAAUGGGAACAAUUCUACAGUAUUGGGUACUGUCCUACAUUAUGCUAAAAACAACUAUUCUACAGUAUUUUCAGGGAAGCGUCCUAAGCUCUUCGGGAAACUGUCCUAUGGUGACCCACAUUACAGACCUAUAACUACUAAGGAACUGUUCUAAAGAGAACCUAGGUCCAAUCAAAAACCAACCUGAUGCAUUGAGUUGAACCGCUUGACGAGUCAGCUUUUGGAGACGAAGUCAGCUACAGAAGGUGGAUCCAGGAGAAGGCAGGAAGUGGAAUUGGCAAACCUGAAAAUAAAAUUAUUAACAUUUGGCGGUUGGUAAAGACAGUCGAUUGGGGGAAAAACAAUAACACAUUUGAACAAAACCUUUUAUUGUAGAAAUACUCUUUCGGCGGCAGAAGACCAACGAGAAGAAGCUUGAGACGAGCAAGAAGAUUGAGAUGGCAAUGAAGAUUGGGUAGAGCGAGCAGAUUGAGAAGACCAAAAAGAUUGAGAUUGGGUAGAGCAAAAUUGAAUCUGAAAAAGCAGCUGCAGCAAGAAGGUUGAGUAGAGCAUGAAUACCACAUUCCAACCUAAAAAGGCGGCAAGACGAUUGAGAAGGCCAGGAAGAUUGAGAAGACCUAAAUUGGAUCUGAAAAAGCAGCAGCGGCAUGAAGAAUGAGUAGAGCAAAAUUGAAUCUGAAAAGGAAGCAACGGCAAGACGAUUGAGAAGACCUAAAUUGAAUCUGAAAAGGCAGCAGUGGCAUGAAGAUUGAGAAGAGCACAUUAGGAUCUGAAAAAGCAGCAGCGGCUUGAAGAUUGAGAAGAGCAUGAAGAUUUAGUAGACCAAAAUUGGAUCUGAAAAGACGGCUGCAGCAAGACGGUUGAGAAGGCCAUGAAGAUUGAGAAGACCACAUUCGAACCUGAAAAAGCAGCAAUGGCAAGACGAUUGAGAAGUCCAAAACCAAAUCUGAAAAGGCAGCAGCGGCAUGAAGAUUGAGAAGACCUAAAUUGAAUCUGAAAAAGCGGCAGCGGCUUGAAGAUUGAGUAGAACAUGAAUACCACAUUCCAACCUAAAAAAGGCGGCAAGACGAUUGAGAAGUCCAAACCCGAAUCUGAAAAAGCAGCAGCGGUUUGAAGAUUGAGAAGACCUAAAUUGAAUCUGAAAAAGCGGCAGCGGCUCGAGAAUUGAGAAGUCCAAACCCGAAUCUGAAAAGGCAGCAGUGGCAAGACGAUUGAGUAGAGCAUGAAGACCUAAAUUGGAUCUGAAAAAGCAGCAGCGGCUUGAAGAUUGAGAAGGCCAUGAAGAUUUAGAAGACCUAAACCAAAUCUGAAAAGACGGCUGCAGCAGGAAGGUUGAGAAGAGCACAUUCGAAUCUGAAAAGAGCAGCAGCGGCAAGACGAUUGAGAAGACCUAAAUUGGAUCUGUAAAAGCAGCAGCGGCAAGACGAUUGAGAAGACCAUGAAGGUUGAGAAGACCUAAAUUGGAUAUGAAAAAACGGCUGCAGCAAGACGGUUGAGAAGUCCAAACCCGAAUCUGAAAAAGGCAGCAGCAGCAAGAAGGUUGAGAAGACCUAAAUUGGAUCUGAAAAAGGCGGCAACGGCAAGACGAUUGAGAAGACCAAAUCCAAAUCUGAAAAAGCAGCAGUGGCAUGAAGAUUGAGAAGAGCAUGAAGAUUUAGUAGACCAAAAUUGGAUCUGAAAAGACGGCUGCAGCAAGACGGUUGAGAAGGCCAUGAAGGUUGGGUAGAGCAAAUAGAUUGAGAAGACCAACAUGUGAAUCUGAACAAGAAUCUAUAAAAAAAGAGAGUAAACACCGUACUUGGUACAGCACUUCUUCUCGUAAGAAACUAAACCUCGAACUUAAAUCUCAAACCUGCUCGCUAAGAAGAAUCACCCUGCUAAACUGAAAUAUGACAACUUUCUACAGUAUUCUUAUCAAAGCGCUCCACAGUAUUCUGACCCAAGAAAAACUAUCACACACUUUCAUACAGUCUUCUGAAGGGUUUUUUUCUGAUAACAUCACGGAAUAUCUCUUCUCUAUAGUACUAGCUACAGUACUAGUAUUAGCAAACAUACAGUAUUAUUUUCCCUACAGUAUUCUCAACCCAAAACUCACAUUCCCUCGUUUGAUCCAAAUGUCGAGCUCAUUUCGAAGGUCUCCAGUAUGUAGAACUAUAAUUAUGACGAGAACAGUCAGUUUAUAUUAGCUCAGAAAACCACGUGGAUUGAUCUUAUCUUUUUGGAGUGUCACGUUGAAAUUAUUUUCUCGCACACUUUUCUCAUUUCUUGAAAAGUGGCUUUCUGUGCUCUAGAUUUAUUUUAAUUUUCUUUGACGUGAAAUCUGCGGCUCAUUUCUAAAUUUGAAGGCGGCUCGGACUGGCGUGUUUUUGAAAUGUGAAUCUGUAAUGUUUAGAGUCAGGAAAUAUAAAACCAAAGUAAACUAGAUUUUCUCGGCUCCUUUGAUUUUCCUAUUUUUUCUACCUGAAAAAUUAAAAUCAGAAUUAAAAGUUGAAAAACAAAUCUGAUUUAUAAAAAAAUGUGAAACAGUGAAAAAGUUUCGAACAUUUUUUAAACUGAAAUUUGAAACAGUGAAAAUUAAUUUGGAACCAAAAUUUUAAUUUUAUAGGAAGAUAUAUCUGGUCGACUUCUCGAAUGGCUUGAACUUCAAUAUAUUUUAGGAGCCGAUACAAUUGGAGUCUAUAUGUAUUUUUUGACCCAAAAAACACAAAAUGUGCUCAAAUAUUAUGAGAAAUUGGGGAAACUGACUUUGGUAACUUUUCCGACCCUUUUCACAAAAUUUUUAAUUUUUUUAGGAUCAAAUUUCACUAUCUGGCUCUGAUCCAAAUUCAAAUUUAGAGCGAAGCCAAUUUUUGAAAAAUAAUCGACCUCAAAAAAGGAGACAUGAGCUAAUUCCCUACAAUGAUUGUUUCUAUCGGUUAGCUUUUUCUAAUUAACAUCCUAAUUACUUCAAUAAUUUUAAAGGCACAUUCACACUCAUAAUUAUGUUCUAAUUUUGGAUAUUGAUGAAGUUGUUGUGCCAAUUGGAAAUUUUUCGAGUUACUGUGAGUUCUCAAUUCUCCAAAAAAUCUCAAAAUCAAUAAAUUUUCAGCCGAAAUGCUGCGAAGUGUUGAAAAACGUUUAUCCGGAAGAAGUAUAAGCUCACUUUCAGCCAGAAAUGUUUUCAAAUUUCAAACGAAUUUCGAAGUUGGAAAAGAGUGGAGUUAUAUGAGAAGAAAUCGGAAAAGAUCCAAAAAUAUUAGCAAAAUGGGAGAAUUUGGAAAGAGUUUUAGCAGGUGAGUUGGGAUUAUGAGGAUCAGAAAUUUGAAAAAAAAUUGAUAAUGUUUGGAAAUUUUUUUACUGUUUCAUAAUUUUGAUAAAUAAAUUUACAAGAUUUAAAUUCUGAUCUUGAAGUGGAAUUUUCUAAACUUCUACGAGAAAAUUCAGUAAUUCAGGAUUUUCAUUUUUUUUUUCAAAUUCCCACCCAAAACCACACCAACCUCUAAUCUCAUUCUCAUUUCCUCCUCCUCCUUUUUUUCCAGCACAAAAUCAGUGGCCACCGUUUUUAAUCAUUUCGCUCUUCACAAAUUAUCGUAUUCCUCAUCAAAAAGUGUAUAUCUUUCACCGAAUUCGGAAGCCAUCAAACUUCAUUAUAAAUCCGAAUGUCCACAAGAAUCUCGAAAUGAAUGUCAAGAUCUUCAAUUUAAUUUAGUUGAUGAUACAAGUUUGGAUCGUUUCGAAAAACAAUUAGAAAAACGGGUUGAAUUAAUUAGAAAAUUAAUUUUGUGA